AUGGGUUCAGAAUCUGAUAUAGAUGAGCUACACAGCUCCAUUUUAAGUCUGUGCGAGGAAGGUUCUCACACUAGGACAUUUAACCAGACACUCAACUUGUCUCCGAUAAAAUCAAAUGAUAAAAGUAACGUGGAUACUCCUUCUGUUGUGCAAUGUUCAGCUACUGAAUUCACACCUUCCCUUGAUCCUCAUUCAGACAAAAGAUUUUCAUUCAGAACUCACAGUACACCAUUAGUGCCAAAAAAGUUAUGUUCAAGUCCUUUGACGUCAGAGCCUAAAGAAAUGACUGUUUUGGAGCAAGAGGACACAUCUAGAACUGUCUUAGAGCAAGCAGACAAAGUUGGGACUGUGUUUGAGGGAGAAAAUGCGGCUAAAGACAUACAUGAAAUGACCUAUGAAGAGCUGUUGUCUGAGAUCACAAUGUUGUGUGAGCUGCCUCAGAAUCAUUUGUUGAGUUCAGAAGGUCCCUCAAAGUUAAAAAUGGAGGAUUCCUUAAAAGAUCUGAAUCAGACGCAACUAAGCAAAAUAGACAUGGAUAGCAUUUUAUCCCAGUCCUAUGUACAAAGAGACAAGCCACAGAGAGAAGAGCAGAAGAAAGAAGAAACACCUGGGAGAUUCGCAAGUUUUUCAACCACAACUUCAACAAGUUUAGUUGUUAUAGAUGAGGAAGAAGAUAUUGAACUUUCAGAGGAUAUUCUUGGACUGGAUGACUUCAUUUAUAGUGAGUUAGAUUCAGAUGACAAUAUUGAUGAAGAAACUUUGUUAUCAGGUGAGGAUACUGUAAUUGCUGAUAAAACACUGAAGAAUGACAGAAAUGUUGCAGUUUUGGAGAAAGCAACUGAAAUACCAAAAACAGAAUCGGAGACGACAGCUUCUAGAUCAGGUACUGAUGACUUAGAUGCAGAGGAUAAGGGAAUCAACAUAUUAAAAACUGUUAGCACAAGUGAAAUAGGCCAGAAGACAAAUGUUGAUGUUAAUAAAAACACUGAGUGUGAUACUCAGAAGAGAAAGGAAAAUGAUUUUGAAGAAAAACAUUCCAAAAAGACAAAACUUACAGAUUCUCAUGAGGAUGAGUCUGAAGGAAUGGUUAAAAGGAAUCUAGAGAGUGACAAAGCCCAGUCAGAUGUAGAAUAUGUUGUCAUCAACUUGCUGUUGGACUCGGAAUCAGAUUUUGAUAAGUCUGAUCGAGAUGAAGAGGAGGCUUCUAAAAGAAGAAAUACAGAGACUUCAGUGUUAGAUAAUAAGGUUAGAGUACCGAUGGUGUGUGUCAGUCCACUGAUAAAACAUGCUGAUGAAAGUGUCGAGGAUGCAAAAGAUUCUCAAGACAAAGAGACUGAUGAGAAACAUUACGCACAGUUAAAUUAUGAGUCAGAGAGAUCUUAUUUAAAAAAUGAAAAUGAACUUACAAGGAGUGUGAUGAGAAAAUGGAAUUCCAGUGGAAUCCAUAAUCCUGAUAAAAAUUUGACCUAUGCAACUACUUUAAGGAAAAAGACCAAUGGCAUGAAAGGUCGAUUGGAAGGAUUUCACUUAUCUACCCUACAUGGAGAUAACAGUGGGGCCGACCCAUAUAUGAAAAGUCAUGUGAAUACAAGAUCUUUGGCAGAAAAUAUUAACAAAUUGAAAAUGGACAUGAAUGACUUGGAGUUUUAUUAUUAUAACAGACUCCAGGAGAUGAAGUGUAUCUUCCAUGCAAAGAUGGAUGAUCAAAUUGACCGGAAUAGGAAUCGCAUACGACACUUACGAAUUCAACAGGAAAUGGAGGCGAGAUCUGUUCAUUAUCAGCAUUUUGAUCUGAUGAUUAAACAGUGUAAACUCAUGCAGCUGAAAAUGGACCAUCAGGCACAAAUGAAUCAUAUGAAGUGUGUUGCUUUCAGUGAAGAACAAGCUGUACAGGAUGAAUAUUCAAGGAAAGUGGAGAUGGAGAGGAUAAGAUAUGAGGAGCAAUACAAUAAGUUGUCCUCUCUUGUUAAACAAUUAACUCAGAGGGAGUUUGAAGAGAAAGAUGACCAAUUUGGACCACAUAUCAUGGUUGAUUUGGUCAAGGCUCCAUGUAGGGACAACAAUGAGAGAAAGUCUCUAGUCUCUGUGUGUUUACCUUUGGACAUUGCAAAUGCUAUUAUAAAAGAGGAUGAAUUUUAUGAAAGAUUUUACGAGUACUAGUAUCGCAUGACAGUG
Saccostrea echinata is the source of this 2175-nucleotide messenger RNA. RefSeq lists its product as uncharacterized. The coding region runs from base 1 to 2160 and encodes 719 amino acids. The record is from RefSeq and is a predicted model, not a curated record. NCBI's taxonomy places the organism in Eukaryota, Metazoa, Mollusca, Bivalvia, Ostreida, Ostreidae. The transcript is spliced from 2 exons.